Penicillium oxalicum is the source of this 453-nucleotide messenger RNA. RefSeq lists its product as uncharacterized. The coding region runs from base 1 to 453 and encodes 150 amino acids. The record is from RefSeq and is a predicted model, not a curated record. NCBI's taxonomy places the organism in Eukaryota, Fungi, Ascomycota, Eurotiomycetes, Eurotiales, Aspergillaceae. The transcript has a single exon.
AUGAAUUCCGAUCUUUCUAGUUCAAGAUCCUCCCCGGAGCCCCGACUCACAUACAAUCCAACACUGGAACCUCCAUCCCAGAGAGCGACAGCGGAAAAGGCCUCCACACCCACACCGUACGAGUCUUUCAGCUUCCUCCAAAUCGUCAACAAAGUGGUACAUCUGGAACAAAAGUGCAAGUCACUCGAAGAAAAAGUGGUCUUCUUGGAACAGCAGUCUGUCAAGGCUGUUCCCGACACGAUGGCGUCCACAUUCAUACUCCAAACGAAACCUCAUGGGCAUCACCAUGUAACCCCUAGUUCCAGCUACAAUCACGCCGAAAUCUCCUCUGAGAACGAAACUUGGUCAUUAUCCCUGGAAGAGCCGAUGGACACCGACUCGAGCUGUGACACUGGAGAAAUGGGAAUGAAGGAUUUUAUUCGGGUAGUGGAGAGGUGUGGCGGUUCGCAUUAG